This is a messenger RNA of Rubroshorea leprosula, 1746 nucleotides long. NCBI's taxonomy places the organism in Eukaryota, Viridiplantae, Streptophyta, Magnoliopsida, Malvales, Dipterocarpaceae. The record is from the annotation of a GenBank genome assembly.
AGAGAAGGCAACAUUGUACUCAGGUCAAUUUGGUAGAUAUUCAUUUCGUAUGGCUAGUGCUAAGAUGCAUGAUGUAGUGAGAGAUAUGGCUAUUACAAGCAUUGGUCCUGAAUUUGGAUAUAUGAUAAAAGCUGAAAUGAAUUUGGUAGAGCUACCAGAUGAGCAUGGUUGGGUAAAAGAUCCUAAGAAGUUGUCUCUAAUGGGAAAUAACAUUUUAAAAGUUCCCCUUAGUCUACCCCCAAAGUGUUUGAGCCUUUCGACUUUGAUAUUAUCAAGUAAUCCUAAUUUGUCAGAGAUUCCAGAAUCUUUUUUUAGAGAGAUGCUUGCUUUGAAGGUUCUUGAUCUCUCUAACACUGCUAUUGAGACUCUACCUAAUUCCAUCUCUAAAUUGGAGAAUCUAUCUGCCCUGCGAUUACAGCAUUGCAUGAAGUUAAAGUACUUGCCUUCCUUGGCAAACCUCAGGGGAUUGAAGAAGUUGGACCUACACGAGGCAGGGAUUGAGGUAGUCCCUCAAGGCAUGGGGAUGUUGAUAAGUAUUGAAUAUCUUGAUUUGUUAUUUUGUCAAAAUCUUAAAGAGAUUCCAACAGGAAUAUUACCUAACCUUUCUAGUCUCCAGUACUUGGGAGUAUGUUGUUUAGAAACUACAAUAAUAAGAAAUUUAGAAGAGAUUGCUAGAUUCAAGAAGUUGGAGACUUUAGAAUGUCAAUUUGACAGCAUACAAGAUUUUAAUCAUUUUGUCAACAAGUUCAAAGAUUUCCAAGAUGCUAUUGGUUACAGUCUUGGAGUUGGGACAGGAAAAGACAUGAUGAGAUGGAGCAAAUAUGAGCUUGUAAUUAAUGAAUGCGAGAUCGGGGAAGAAUGUGUAGUGCUUCCAGAUAACCUUGAGGAUUUGUGGAUAAUUGGGGGUAGAAACAUGAGAAGCAACUUAAAUAGAACAGUUAUGUUAGAAAUGGAAGCAAAUGAGUUGAGACGAUGCCAUAUUUUUUAUAGUGAAGAGAUAGAGUGCGUGGUUGAGUUGGACUCAUCCUCCUCCUCCUCCUCAUUGUGUUGUCCAAUACUUGAUAAGCUUGAGCUGCUGCAACUUUGGGGAUUGCCUAAGUUAUGUGAACUUGUGAGAGUGGAAGAGGCAGCAACACCACCACACAUCUUUUCCAAUCUUAAAAAACUUAUAAUACAACAUUGUCUUGGAAUAAGGAAAUUGCUUCCACUUAAGCUACAACAGGCCUUCCAAAACUUAGAGGAGAUUCAUGUUGAAAGCUGCUACCAAAUGGAGGAGAUAAUAGCAUCAUCAGAUUCAGAUGCAUCAUCGGAUAAAUUCACUUUUCCCAAGUUAAAGGUAUUGUCCCUGUUGUUUUUACCUCAACUGAAAAGCAUUUGCAAUGCCAAAGGAGUUAUGGUUUGUGAUUCAAUUGAAGAAAUUAGAAUAUGGAGAUGUCGGGAGUUAAAGAGGAUCCCUGUGCAGUUUCUCCUACUUGAUAAUGGCCAACCAUCUCCUCUUCGUCUCAAAGAAAUCAAGAUAGAUGAAGACUCAAAAGAAUGGUGGGAAUCAGUGGAGUGGGAUCAUCUCAAUGCUAAGAACCUCCUUAACCCUUUCUUGAAAUAUUUUGCAUAUCCGUGGGAUUGAGGUGUUGAUUGAUUUACUACUAUUUAAUUCUAAUUUGAAUUUGAUUUGAUAAUAUGUUACAAUAAGCUAUUGAAAAUUUGGGAAAUAAUUUGUGUAAUGUGAAAUGAAGAGUUGUAAACUGC